Protopterus annectens (West African lungfish) is the source of this 3601-nucleotide messenger RNA. It is a transcript of the gene LZTS3, whose product is annotated as leucine zipper tumor suppressor family member 3. The record is from RefSeq and is a predicted model, not a curated record. Gene Ontology annotation, biological process: regulation of dendritic spine morphogenesis. NCBI's taxonomy places the organism in Eukaryota, Metazoa, Chordata, Ceratodontiformes, Protopteridae. The transcript is spliced from 10 exons. Bases 1088 to 3088 code for a protein of 666 amino acids. Gene Ontology annotation, cellular component: dendritic spine.
CUUCAGUAAUCUGAUACUGGCUCAAUCCUUUUGGGCAUAAUCUAAGAGCAACCUGUACAUUGCACGUCUGUGGUCCUACAGAAGAGAAAAGAGGAGGAGGAGGAGGAGUGUGCCGGCUUUACAUCAAUUAUUCUGUCUCCGUAUCAUGCCUGUAUGCUGGAUGAUUUAAAGUAAUUGUUAAUGAUAUUACAUGCUAUACAUAGCGUUGGGAGAAAAAAAUACGUCAAGGAUCUGCAAGGAAUUUUGUGUAGGAAAGAUACUGCUUCAUCAUUUUCCAGUGAUACAGAAACAUCAUGCUGCAAAAAGGAAAGGAUUACAGAAAAAGCAGGCAGCACAGAAAAUUGUUUCACCACUGAGAUUUUCAGAAUUUCUGCAUCUGGCCCUGGUUAUGAAAUGCUUCUUCCGCUUUCAAUGACAGGAAGAAAGCUACCUAAAAUGGAGGAAUUCAUAUCUGGGUGCCUUAAUGAAGGUUUGGGAGAAUGACAAAUGGAUGAUCAAGUCAUGGGAAUUCUGCAGACAAUGUAUUAUGUUAUGGUCAAGCAAUAACCAAGUCACAGAACAGAGCUUUCAAUUUAUAGGAGAGAGGGGUCGACAAACAUAAACAAUCAGCUGCUCUUCAACAAAAGGAGUUGCACAUUGAAACACAGCUCCCAUGUCAUAUACAGAAGCAUUACAUGCUGCAAAGCCAACACAUGCCAUAGAGGGACUCCAGCAGUAGCAUGACUGACCAAGAAGCCAUCCAUAUAAAAUGGGCUCAGAAUAUUUCAUUUGAAGUUGCCAUCAGUUAUUAGAACUCUGGGUGAUUGUUUCUGAGUGUACAGAACAUGUUCAACUGCCUUUUCAAAAGGAACGCCAGUAUCAUUUGAAAACAGUGCUAAGUUCUGUUUCCUGAAAUCCCAUUAGAGUAACUGCUAAAGAAGAGCAUCUACUUAUCACAAGACCUUUGGACACACAGAAAAGGACAUGGAUAAUGCAUUCCCCUCAUCAACGACAUGGAGUUUGCUACCCUUGCUUUACUAGUAGGUUUGAGUCCGUUGUUCAGUUGCUGUGACACUGACUGAUAUGUCCAUUUCACUCCUGAGAUACCAUGGCAAAGUUAGAGACCCUUUCGACACUGAGUGACCCUACCUACCAGAGCCAGGAAUCAUUCCUCUCAUUGACUACCAGAUCCUCUGAUCCUGCCUCGUACACACAAAGCACCAUGGGAAGUGUUGGCAGUGGAGUGGCUAACAACCAGGAAUUUGCCAUGAAAAGUGUGGGCACCAGGACUCAGUCCAAUAGCAGCAAGCAAGCAGAGGCACUCCGAAAUGGAUUUGCCAACAGAGAGUUUCCUACCCGCUACUCUGGAGAAGAGAAGAGUUACAAGUCUGAAAAAGUCUCUGGUUCUUUGCACAUAAAUGGUGAAAUACACAAAAAUGAAAAGAGCAAGACAGACAGCAGCAGCAAUGUUAACGUCAACAAUGAAAGGAACAUGCCUCCACCACCACCACAGUAUAAGGAACCAUAUAACGCACCCAAAAUACUACCCAUCUCUGGCAAACUGGAUCAGGGUAAUGAACCUCUGGUCAGACCUUCAGCCUUCAAACCAGUUGUUCCCAAAAACUUUCAUUCCAUGCAGAACCUGUGCCCACCACAAAGUAAUGGGAUUUCUGAGAACAGAAAAGGUUUAAACCUUGCUGACAGCACUAAUCCAUCUGCUUCAAAAACUGGAAAUGAUAAACCAAGUCUAAGUAGGACUAUAAAUCAUGUUGGAGGUUUGUCAGACUCUGGACGAAACUCUCUGACUAGCCUUCCUACUUAUGGGACAAGUUAUAGCCAACAUGUUGGUCCAAUGAGUGCUUCCACAAGCCACAUCAAUCACAUUGGAACAACUACCUACAUAGAAAAAAAUACAGCUGGAUACAAUGGAAUAUCUACCUCAGAUAGUGGUCGAUCAUCAAGCAAGAGCACGUCUUCUUUCAACAAACUGAAUCAUAUGAAUGAUAGCUUGCCUUUCCACUCACCAUCAACUGAUGACAUCAUUCAGGAUCUGGAAGACAGGCUGUGGGAAAAGGAACAGGAAGUUCUUCAGAUGAGAAGGAAUUUAGACAAAAGUGAGGCUGCUAUUUUUCAAGUUUUUGAGGAAAAACAGAAAAUAUGGGAGAGAGAAAUGGAAGAUCUGAGGCAAAAUUAUGCAAAUAAACUGCAACAGGUAUCCAAAAAGGCACAGAGGGCACAACAGGCCUUGCAACUCCAGAUUUUCAAACUUCAGCAAGAAAAGAAAAAGCUACAAGAUGACAUUGCACAGCUGUUACAGGAAAGAGAAGAUCUGGAACAGAAAUGUGUGGCUUUUAAAAAAGAGCAGGCAGAGUUUCUACCAAAAAUUGAAGAAACAAAAUGGGAGGUCUGUCAAAAGGCAGGAGAAAUCUCAUUACUCAAGCAACAACUGAAGGACUCCCAGGCAGAAGUAGUGCAGAAACUGAAUGAGAUUGUUGGGCUUCGGGCACAGCUUAAGGAAACCAAGGCUAUUUUGAGGGAUAAAGAAGAGCAAAUCAUUAAUCUCAAGGACUCCUAUAGCACCAGGAGUGUAGAUUUAGAGAUCUGUGACAAUGAACUUCAAAGAAAAAUGAAUGAAGUUCAACUUCUUAGGGAAAAGCUAAGCCAGUAUGAACUUGAAGUAUCUGGCCUGAAGCAGGCUUUGGCCAACACAGGACGUGACCAGUUCAGUACAGAAGUUGCAGGCAAACUAAAAGACACCUUGGCCUAUGAGAGUGAUGAGGCUAAAAUGAAAAGGCAGAAUGACGAAGCAAUGAACUGUUUCAAGAAAGAAAUCGACAGGCUGCAGAAUGAACUGCUCUUGGAGCGACAGCAGCAAGAACAGCAAGUUAGGAACUUUGAAGAGGAGCGACAGACAUGGCAGGAGGAGAAAGAUCAAGUCAUAAAGUACCAAAAGCAGCUGCAGCUGAACUAUGUUGAGAUGUACCAGAAAAACCAAGUCCUUGAACAUAAAGUGAAUGAACUAACAGCCAAGCUGACACCACCACACGUUGAGGAAAAGAAACAGUGGUCAUCAUCAAGGCUAGAGCGAAUAGAAUCCACGGAAAUCUAGCCAAGGCAAAAACAGAACUUAUUGUAAAGUAAUGAUAAACUAUUACUGUGCAUGUACUGCCGACUUCAGCCAGUGAUUCUCUUAAUAUUAACAAUUUUUUAAUGUGUGUCUGUCUGUCUGUAUAUCUGUGCAUACAUUGUUGGUAUAUCUGUGUGUAUGUGUGAAUGUGUGUGUAAUAUUCAAAGUCAUGCAAAACAAAGACAAUUGUGUGUAUUUCUGUUCUCAUUAUUCAUUACCAUGCCACACAGGUCAGUUUAUAACUUAAUUAUUUUGUAUGAAGCAAGGUGUUUUUAUACAUAAGAACAUAUUAAUUAACAUUAAAGCAUAUUGUUAGAACAUAAAGAUUUGCUUUAAAUGCUACUAAUUUGCUUUAAUCGGCCAUUGCUUUUUAUGAAUCAUAGGACAUGGCUGACUAGUGGACUGAAGGUCUAGACAGGGGAAUCGACCCAGAAAACGGCUUUAAGCAACAAUCAGCUUUAGAUCUAGUCAUGUUGCACUCAAAAUAAAUCUCUC